Molecule: messenger RNA, 3944 nt
Organism: Scatophagus argus
Lineage: Eukaryota; Metazoa; Chordata; Actinopteri; Scatophagidae
Gene: senp1
Product: SUMO specific peptidase 1
Exons: 18
Coding region: 603-2780 (725 amino acids)
Biological process (GO): protein desumoylation
Cellular component (GO): nucleus
Molecular function (GO): deSUMOylase activity
Source: RefSeq, a predicted model, not a curated record
AAGUCGAUGCCGGCGAGUGUGACGUGAUAUUAAAUGGUCUCCUCAGUCUGUAAACAACCAGUAAAUCUCUAGUACACUCGGACUUCCAGCAUUCAGUCAUCCAAUCACAAUGUGCGAUGGUUCGGCGUCUUGUUCAGCCAUGUUGUGGUUUUGAAUGAGGAAGAAGCGGGAGAUGUUAUUCUUCAACGAGUUUAUAUGCAAUUUUAAGUCACGUUUAGGGCCUUUAAAUGAGUUGGGGGGUGACUCAAUAUGAUAACCGUUUUUUCGAACGCGUUGGUUGCGGCUUAUCGCACCCCUAUUGGAAUUUAAGCAUACUUCCAUAAAUUAGCCGUGCAGCUAACAGCGUUAGCUAGCAAGAUAGUUAGCAUAGGCUGCUGGCUAAGAAACUAGGUAAUUUGCAGCUAGCUAGCUAGCUAACGGUUAGCUUGUUUCGUGGGAAACUAAAAUGGUAUUUGUGAGGAGUGUUAGUGUUUGAAAUAGCGCCAGUUAACCUGCCUUAGUCGAAUGAAGUACGUUAGCCUCAUUUGGUUGGACUAUAUUGUCAGGUAGACAGUUACGGCGAUUUUUCCUUUAUCCAACGGCGUUUUUAAAACUUUUGAGCCAUGUUGAAUAAAAUCUACGAAUGGAUAGAAGCAAGCUUUGCCAAUCUUCGCAAUGGUGUACCGCCUGCGGAACACUCUGAUGCACAUCGGGCACCGGGAGAUGGUCAGAUGAGGAGGAAAAGACCAAUUGAAUGUUUGGAAGAUGGGCAUAACGUUGAUCAAGACGGCUUAAUGAUAAAGAAAUCUCGAAUGGGGGAUCUUAUUGACACGGUCAAGAUCGCAGCUGAAGGAGUUAAGACUCAUAGCUCCAGUGUGGCUACAUGGAUGAGGAACAACGUGAGCCCUACCUUGAGAAAUAUACUGCCUGCCUCCCCUGGUCCUCCACCUGGAGAACCCAAACCCUCAACAUCAUCAGCAGCCGCGUGGGCAGAGAGGCCGAUUGUUGAAAGAAACUCUUUGGAUGAGACGUUUACUGCUCCCUCCACCACGUUGACGUGGAAAACAACCAAAUCAGAAUGCUUGCGUAUAGAGAAAUCACUUAUGGGAUCGAAAGUCUAUAGGCGACAAGUGUGCAUGAGUCCUACGCAUCGUGAACUGCCAAAAACAAAUGGGCACUCAGUUAGCUUGCCACCUACAAUCACCCCUGAACUGCACCCUUCCCCACGGUUGGGCAGGCCCUUGAACCUCAGAUCAUAUGGAACACCAAGUUUGUUUAGUGGAGUGGCAAGCAGCUCCUGCACCAGCAUGUAUGAGAAGACCUUUCCCAUUAAAGUGGUGCAGAGCCCUACACACAGCACCUCAUCUGGCCGCAUACAUGGUGCCAGGACCCGCUGCACAGCACAGGAGUCUGUUCGUGAGGAGGAGAAGGAGGUCUACAGGCAGCUUUUGACCAUGGUCUCUGGUGGUCAGUCGUCUUUCCAUCACAACGGCAGCUCACACGGCAUUGUGAGGUCACACAGAGAUUUCACCAGCUUCCUGACCACUAGCCGCAGACUGCUCCAGUUCUCGUCUCCUACUGGGUCAGCAGCAGGAGAAACAUCAGAUGCACCCAGCAGCUCCCCCAGCCCCAGGGGCAUGUCUAGCCAGAGCUCCAGCAACCUUCCCAGCCCAGUGGGAGCCUCCAGCAGGCCAGGGACCCAAACAUGGUCUUUGGACACGGACCUCAGCUCCAGCAGAGCAGCUACUCUUACAUCAGCUCCCUCCCCAUCUGCUCUACAGGAUAAUUCCUCUCAGGACACGCAAUCAUCAGUUCAAGAUGGCGACUCUGUGAUUAUUGUAAAUGAGCAACAGGGUAAAAAGCAAGAAAACUCAAGUGUGCCGUGUUUCCAAGCUGAGUUAUGGAUUAAAGAAUUAACUAGUAUGUAUGACUCUCGGGCGAGAGAAAGACGGAGACAGAUAGAAGAGCAGGAGGCUCUGGCUGCCCAGCUACUGCGACAACGCCUGUCUGAAGAGAGGCAGCGAGGCCCGGAUGUGGAGGUUCGUGUUCGAGUUCCAUUGGAGAAGGAGGUUCCUUUGACUCUUGUGAUAGAAGAACCAAAACCUUCGGAAGAGAGGCCAGAAUUCCCUGAACUCACAGAGGAAAUGGAGGCUGAGGUGAACAGGGUGCUAAGAGGAGGUAGUUCUCAUGAUGUACUAAGUGAAGGUUUUGGUCUCAGCCUUACACGCAAGGACCUACAGACCCUCAGCAACCUCAACUGGCUCAACGAUGAGGUCAUCAACUUUUACAUGAACCUGCUUGUCGAACGUAGCAAAGACCCCAGCCUGCCAUCUGUCAAUACGUUCAGCACUUUUUUCUAUCCCAAACUGUGCAGCAGUGGUUACUCUGCUGUCCGUCGCUGGACCAAAAAGAUGGAUAUCUUUUCUAAAGACAUCCUUUUGGUUCCUGUCCACUUGGGGGUGCACUGGUGCCUCUCUGUGGUCGAUUUCCGCAAAAAGACUAUCCUGUACUUUGAUUCUAUGGGAGGAAACAACGAUAAAGCAUGCAGAAUAUUGUUUGAAUACCUGCAACAGGAAAGUAAGGACAAGAAGGGCAAAGAACUGGAUACCUCAGGCUGGACUCUGCACAGCAAAAGACGAAAUGAAAUCCCACAGCAGAUGAAUGGUAGCGACUGUGGAAUGUUCACAUGCAAAUAUGCAGAUUAUAUUACCAAAGACAAGCCAAUCACGUUCACACAGAAACACAUGCCGUACUUCAGAAGAAGGAUGGUUUGGGAGAUUGUGAACCACAAGCUGUUGUGAUGUCAGUAUGAGGACUGUGAACUCGUAUUGUAAGAUCACCAUGACGGGAAAUGUGAGUCAUAACGAUGGCUGAGCUCCGUUCAGCAGCGGGAUCCACUUACAGUAGUCCUGUUCCGGGAUAGACUUGCACACCAGCUCAUCAGAUCAGGAACCAGCUCUACUACUCUGCAUCCUUUCAGCCCUCAGCUGAUCUUGGGAUGAUGCUGGAGCACCAAGCACUGCCUCUCAGUACUUUACUCCUCUUAUUGUUGGGUUUUUUUGGGGAGGGGGGGUUUGUGCGCUCGUGGAGCAUUAGUUUAGCAGCUGAAACACUGUGUGUUUCGUAUUGCCCAGCUCGAAAUGUUUUUGAAACCACACUUGUACUGACUUAAUACAUCCAUACUCUGAGCUGCAAUGUUCAGUCUGAUGCAGACGUACAAAGUUUACAUGUUUUUGUCUUACAGGGAGAUUAGCACAUGAUGCUGCAUCAUUUUUAUAAUGACAGUAAGACUAUAUUUUGGUGCCAUUGUCAAUGAUUGAUGAUUUUGUUAUGAGCAAAGGAAAACUGACUUUACUAUGAACAUAUAAACACCCAAAAAACUGAAGUUUGAAAGGCGUCUAGUCUAAAACUCUCUCUUUGUAUUUGGACGUGAGGCUUGUUACGUUUUUUUCAAAGUUGUUUGUUUUUUUUUUCCAUAAUACGAACAUUUAAUCUGGAAAGGAUUAUUUUUGUAAUUUCUUUGAUUAAAAUGCACAGAAGUCUUCAAAUAUGACAUUGCCUCAGAGUAUGAUUUAUAUUAAAAACAUAAUGUUGUCUUUUUUUUUUUUGCCACUGACUUCCAAGUGUAACAAAACGGUCUUCGUUGCACCCAAAAACUGCAGGGUAAAAAGUUUUGCCAUUUCAUUCUUACCCAUUAGUGUUGAUGAAAGAUUGUAAAUUAAGGGUUAAAGUCUAUUUUAUGUAUCUCAAAGUCUUUUUUCAUUUGACAACUUUUAGGCGUAUUUGGUAUAUUUUGAACUUUGUACAUACUUAAAACACAUACAGCCUCUUGAAAAGUGUAAUAUACUUUUUCUUUAUGUAUUUCCUAUAUUUUUUAUCUAGAUCCAAGUCUGUUUUAGAAAUAAAUUCUCAUGUAUUGUGACUGUUCUUUGUGUAUUACCUCAACAUCAUCUGGGUGUGAUAUA